AUGACUUCAACAGUAGAGCAAGUGCCAAUUUUGGUCAAUCAAUAUGUGGCUGCUUCAGGAAACGAUGAGCCAUUGUGCCAGAGCUAUGUUCAAAAAGUGAACGAUUUGUUUGUCGCUCACAAAUUGAGCUUAUUACAGUUUAUCCGAGACUUGGGCCAGACAUUAACAUCUGAUAAUGACAUGAUCAGAAGCAAAGGAUUGGAGUUUCUAGCCCGUGUCUUGAGCAAAAUAUCUCAGGAUCAUGAUAAAGAUAAAGAUAAAGAUAAAGAUGAGAAUGAAAAUGAAAAAGAAACUAAAACUAAAACUAGAAAUAAUUUAACACGACAGGAUGUGGGUGUGAUGAUCAAUUUCUUGCUCAGUAAGUUGGACGACAAAUUGAGCUUGAUACACGCGUUAAAUGGAAUCAAUUCGUUGGUGCGUUCCAAGGCAUUUGUAUUUGACUUACACGCCGAAUUGAUCUUGGACAAGUUGAGCACUGCAUACGAGCCAAGAAAGAAUCUUGCUAAAGUACGGUACGAGGCUUUUCAGAUUCUAGAGAGCUUGGCUGAUCUUUAUAUGCCAUUGCUUACUAAACAACCAAUCUGCGACCACUAUGUACGCACAUUUCUUCACAUUGCACUGGGGGAAAAAGAUCCACGUAAUUUAGUGUCGUCAUUUAAAUUGAAUACUACCAUAAAUCAGAAUUUCAAAUUUAACGAUGAUAGUGACAAUGAAAUACUGGAGACGCAUAAGACAUUCAUUAGUGAAUUGUUUGAUACAUGUUUUUGCUAUUUCCCUAUAUCGUUCACUCCACCAGCCAAUGAUCCUUAUAAGAUAACACCCAAUGAAUUGAAGGAGAGACUAAGAAAAACUAUUGCAUCGCAAUCCAAGUUUGCCCCCGAUUCCUUCCCCAGCCUCAUUGAGAAAUUGGCAUCAACAAACCCUUCCAUCAGAAACGAUACCUUAAAAACAAUAAAUUUGUGUGUACAAGAAUAUGACGUCGAAGCUAUUGAUGCUCUGUGGCUCAGUUUGUGGAACGCGUUGAAAUUUGAAAUUCUACACAAUGACAUGAGUUUGUUCAAACCGACAUCAUCCGAUAUUAUACCCUCAGACUAUGUGGAAAUCGACGAUAAUGACGACAUAAAGGUGACUUUUCAAACCUUGGACAUUCUUCGAAACAUUGUAAAAAAAUUGGGAAAUAACGCAAGUCAAAUGUUGCAAGUUGUGAUUGAGGAAUUGGUACCAAAUUUGGUAAGUGGCUCCAAAAGUAGACCCUCUGUUGUCUUAUUGGUGGUUGUAGGAAGCGCAAAUAACUCCGGCUACAAUAAAUUACUCAACGAGUUGUUCCGUCCUCAAGUAUGGGGUAAAUAUUUCGGUGUGGAGAGCCAGGAAUUAAAGAUUGAAGGCGAUGAUAUUGGUGAGAGGAAUGCGAUUAUGGAUAAGGGCCAAAUCGAGGCUGAUGCAGAAGAUAAAAACGAAGAGUUUACUUUGAAUGUGGCCAUGCAAAGAGAUUUGGUGGACAAUUUGGGGUUUUUAUUGAUGGUCCACCCCAAAAACGAGCAAACAGAUUUAGUAAAGUAUAAAGACCACAUACUCAUUUUCUUAAACCAAAUUCUCAUGAACUCCUCGGACUUGGAGCGAACAUUAAAAGUGAAAGCAGUACAACAAUCAAUGCGGUUAAUCACCAUUCCACACUUUUUAACCACCGCCAAUAUUGAAUUGAUUUUGGACAAUAUGAAGGAGAUUAUAAUCAAAAAUGUUGUUGAUGAUGAAAAUUAUUUUAAAACAAACGUGGUGGUGGAUGAAAUCACUAAAGGUUUGUCCAAUGUAAUGCAGGAAACCAACAAUCCAACAAUUACAACCUUGGUUGUUAAUAACAUGAUCAAUCCUUUGCUCAACAUGAUUGGUGAACAGAAUAAAUUUAACAACAUUGAUAGUGACGAAGAUAAACAGGGAGAAAAGAGAUUAAGAUUUAUCCUUACACUUGUCGGGGACAUGUGUGUCAAUAACCAAAUCCUCGAAGUAAUUUCAAUUAGGUUAAUCGGUAUGGGCUCCAUUGAACCUCGUCAAUUCUGUAUUAUUGUUGAGCAACUCUAUGUUUUGAUCGAGAAAGUCCAGCUUAUAAAGCAGUUUUUGACCACGUCAUGGUAUGGCAAUUUUGUCCCACGAUUUAUGCAAAUGGUCAAUAAAAUGGUUGAGAUUGAUAGUCAGGAUUAUAUUUUGGUUGAAAAAAUUGGUGAUCUACUUAAAAUCAUCAUUAGAUUUAUUGAUAGGGCAAAGCACCAGCAUGUUCUCGACGAGGCUUAUCAUGCAUUCUUCACUUCCACUUCCGAUGGAUCUACAAACACGUUUCAAUAUAACUCAAAUUUGAUCGAAACUCCCACGGCAUACAUUAGCAUUUUCAACAAAAUUUUGUCUGCAAUUGACCGUUCCUGCAAGCUUAACACUGCUUCAAGUCUCGAUUCUGUGACCAGGUUAAUUCCUACCUUGACCAAUGAGUACUUGCGGGUUCAGUACCUCCUCAAUUUAUGUUUGCAUAUCAAUAAAUUCGUUCUGGACUCCAGUGUCAUCGAUAUGGGUAUCGAGACAGAUGAGUUGGAACAAUUAGACAAAUUUGAGAUUUAUUUGUGGAAAUUGAAGGCAUUGGUAAUGAGAGUCGAUAAAGCUGGAAUAGAAGGUCUCAGCCAUUUGCUCAAAUUAUUCAACUCGUAUGAAACAAGCAUACUGAGUAGACAGUUGAUUGCCAAAUCACUAUCCGUUUUGUUCAUUGAUACGAGUAUUUUUACAAAUCCACCACUACCUAAAAAGAUUAUAUCCAAAGUUACCAACCUCAAUGUGAAAUUGUUGUAUAAACAACAUCUAUUUGAGAUUAUAUUGCCAUACUUGACUUUGGAUAUCGGUGAAACUGAAGCUGGUGUUGACUCCCCGAUAUCCGAUUUUGAUUUGAAAUUCUAUGCAUUGGCAAAUAUUUGUGAGAAUGUGCCCACCAAUGUUUUGGCUCCGCAUUUGGCGGAAUUAUCACCUCUUGUGUUGAAAGCAUUGAAGUCUAUGUCGACGACAGUGGGGUCGGAAGUGUCUCCAAUAGUGAUUAAAUCAUCUUUACAUAUAUUAAGAAAUAUUCUUGAGCAUGGCGACAAAUCGACGAUUGAUAAUUUGCACUUGGAGCUUGGCGACUUACUUUCCAUUUUGUUGAAGUUAUCAACGAGAGAGGAUAUAGAAAAGAGUGAGUCUUCAAAUCUGGGAGAAGAAAUUCGUCGACUUGGCUUGAUUGAUCUAGGGUUAAUUUUCGAUAAAUUUGAUUGCGAAAAAUACAAGCGCUCGGUUUUAAAGAGUUUGGAAAAGUGUUUGGAUGAUCCAAAGCGGUCAAUUAGAAAGUUGGCGGUGGAUCUCAGACAGACCUUGUAUGAAAUGAGGUAA
Lodderomyces elongisporus is the source of this 3396-nucleotide messenger RNA. RefSeq names its product Met18p (gene MET18). The record is from RefSeq and is a predicted model, not a curated record. The transcript has a single exon. Bases 1 to 3396 code for a protein of 1131 amino acids. Gene Ontology annotation, cellular component: cytosolic [4Fe-4S] assembly targeting complex. NCBI's taxonomy places the organism in Eukaryota, Fungi, Ascomycota, Pichiomycetes, Serinales, Debaryomycetaceae. Gene Ontology annotation, biological process: iron-sulfur cluster assembly.